Capsella rubella is the source of this 2091-nucleotide messenger RNA. RefSeq names its product AP2-like ethylene-responsive transcription factor AIL7. Bases 323 to 1804 code for a protein of 493 amino acids. NCBI's taxonomy places the organism in Eukaryota, Viridiplantae, Streptophyta, Magnoliopsida, Brassicales, Brassicaceae. Gene Ontology annotation, molecular function: DNA-binding transcription factor activity; DNA binding. The transcript is spliced from 9 exons. Gene Ontology annotation, biological process: regulation of DNA-templated transcription. The record is from RefSeq and is a predicted model, not a curated record.
CUCCGGAGAAACCGUUCCACACUGUUCUCCCUCCAGAGUCCAGACUACAGUUUGGUAACUUUUUCUUUUUGGGUGAAAUUAAAAAUAAGCUUCUUGUCUUAUUAGAAAAAUAAAACUAACCAGUCUUUAAAAAGAGCUUUUUCUGCCUCUACAUCUUCCUCUUCUUCUUCUCUUAUGUACUCUGCUCUCUUCAAAACCUUUAGUACAAAAUGCAAAAAACCUGAAUCUCCAAAGCUAAAGCUAACGAGACUGUAACGCUUUUCUUUUGUUUCUUUUUUCUUGGCAAUCAGAUUUUAAGUUUGAAAAGUUUCAAUCUUUGUUGAUGAUGGCUCCUCCUCCAAUGACUAAUUGGUUAACGUUUUCUCGGUCACCAAUGGAGUUGUUGAAAUCACCUGAGCAUUCUCACUUCCCUUCUUCUUUCGACGCUUCUUCAACCCCUUUUCUCCUCGAUAACUUCUAUGAAGAAGCUGAGAUAGAAGCUGCUGCAACAAUGGCGGAUUCAACAACCUUAUCCACUUAUUUCGAUUCACAAAUCCAUUCUCAGACUCAGAUUCCAAAGCUCGAAGAUUUUCUCGGUGAUUCCUUCGUCCGUUACUCCGAUAACCAAACCGAGACACAAGACUCUUCUUCUUCUCUCACUCGAUUCUACGAUCUAAGUCACCACACCGUUACCGGAGGAGUUACAGGCUUCUUCUCCGACCAUCACGAUUUCAAGGCCGUAAACUCCGGCUCAGAGAUCGUCGAUGACUCAGCCUCCAACAUCGUUGGGACUCAUCUCUCUGGUCACGCCGUGGUGAAGUCAUCAUCAACUACGGCGGAGCUAGGGUUUAACGGUGGUGCAACCACUGGAGAAGCUUUGUCUCUAGCGGUUAACAACACAUCAGAUCAACCUUUAAGCUGCGACAAUGGCGAAAGAAGAGAAAACAGCAAGAAGAUGAAGACAACAGUUUCUAAGAAGGAAACAUCGGAUGAUUCGAAGAAGAAGGUUGUCGAACCAUUAGGACAAAGAACUUCGAUUUAUCGAGGAGUCACCCGACAUAGAUGGACUGGGAGAUACGAAGCGCAUCUAUGGGAUAACAGCUGUAGGAGGGAAGGUCAAGCAAGAAAAGGACGUCAAGUAUACUUAGGUGGAUAUGACAAGGAAGAUAAAGCAGCUAGAGCCUAUGACUUAGCAGCUUUAAAAUACUGGGGUCAUACUGCUACUACAAAUUUCCCGGCCGCAAGUUAUUCGAAAGAAGUUGAGGAUAUGAAUCACAUGACCAAGCAAGAGUUCAUUGCAUCUCUUAGGAGGAAAAGUAGCGGUUUCUCGAGAGGAGCUUCUGUAUAUAGAGGUGUCACAAGGCAUCAUCAACAAGGUCGUUGGCAAGCACGAAUUGGCCGUGUCGCUGGAAACAAAGAUCUUUACCUCGGAACCUUUGCAACCGAAGAGGAAGCAGCAGAGGCUUAUGACAUUGCAGCCAUAAAGUUCAGAGGAAUCAACGCAGUAACUAACUUUGAGAUGAACCGCUAUGACGUUGAAGCAGUCAUGAAAAGUUCUUUCCCCGUAGGAAACUCUGCGAAACGCCACAAACUCGCUGUUGAAUCUCCUCCUUCAUCUGACCAUAACCUCCAACAACCUUUGCUUCCGUCCUCUUCUUCCUCGGAUGUGAACCCUAACUCAAUCCCAUGUGGCAUUCCAUUCGAGUCAUCAGUUCUCUAUCACCACCAGAACUUCUUUCAGCAUUAUCCUCUGGCUUCUGACUCCACAGUCCAAGCUCCUAUGAACCCAGCUGAGUUUUUCUUGUGGACUAACCCGUCUUACUGAAUCAGAUGGUUCGUUCUUGCUUAGAAAUUUUAUUCACCGCAGCUAAGCGAGGACCAGAGGCUUAUCUUCUUGACUCUGGCUACAAAGAUCAAGUACCUUUUUAACUGUAGGCUAAGACAGAAGUAGAGAAAGCAAAGUUGAAGAAGCUGAAACUUUUUGGCGGUCGAUUUUGUUGUAAUGUUCUUUUUUUAGGGGCGGAUGAUCAGUUUUAUUACUUAUUUUUUGUAUGUAAUCGGCCUUAUCAGUGUAACUCUGUUUCCAACUCUUUAAAACUGAGUUAACAAAAA